Molecule: messenger RNA, 1626 nt
Organism: Leptosia nina
Lineage: Eukaryota; Metazoa; Arthropoda; Insecta; Lepidoptera; Pieridae
Source: the annotation of a GenBank genome assembly
AUGAUUUCGAUCGCAAAUUUCACGCAAACAUCGACAAGUCAACCGGAGCCAAUCACAUACAAAAAUGAAACGCACACACGCGAGGUGUUCUUCGAUUUCGAGGCGAACACUACAUUUCCUAACUUCACUGAAUACGCGGAAAUUCCAUAUUACAUAAAAGCGACCUCCAUGACUUUUUGUAUCGUCAUCAUGUGCUUGGGUGUGAUAGGGAAUGUCAUGGUGCCGAUAGUGAUUCUGAAGACGAAGGACAUGAGGAACUCUACGAAUAUUUUCCUGGUGAAUCUGAGCAUUGCUGACCUGAUGGUGUUGCUCGUUUGUACGCCUACAGUGCUGGUGGAGGUUAAUUCGAAGCCAGAGACGUGGGUGCUUGGAAAGGAGUUGUGCCUAGCUGUGCCGUUUGUGGAGCUAACUGUCGCUCACGCCUCCGUCCUCACGAUCUUGGCAAUCAGUUUCGAGCGCUACUACGCCAUAUGUGAGCCACUACGUGCCGGAUACGUUUGCACUAAAACGAGGGCCACACUCAUAUGCGCUCUAGCAUGGUUCUUCGCUGCUCUAUUCACGAGCCCAAUUCUGGCGAUAGCUGAGCUGCAUUCCGUUACGAGGCAAGAUGGAAUCGUCCAGCAAUGUCUGACGCAAGCUGUUACCGUUUGGGAAAUCACAUUCUUUGUCAUGGUCAUAAUUCUGCUCUACAUUUUGCCUCUCAUUAUUCUUAUUAUCCUUUACACAGUGAUAGCCAAAAAUCUAAUAUCAGCAGCGUCGAAGGUCGUCAUGAAUAAAACCGUAGAUCCAUACAACGUCAGAGCAAGGAAACAAGUCAUUUUAAUGUUAGGAACUGUAGUCUUAUGUUUUUUCCUCUGCCUAAUGCCAUAUAGGGUUUUGGCGUUAUGGAUUAUCAUCACACCAGCAGAACUGUCUGACAAUAUCAGUCCGGAGAAGUGGUAUAAUUUACUGUACUUUUCAAGGAUAAUGUUGUACAUAAAUUCAGCUAUAAACCCUAUAUUGUACAAUUUGAUGUCUUCGAAAUUCCGCAUCGGUUUCUGUAAGAUGUGCAUCUGCUAUAAGAGAUCUACGGACAGAAAUCAAAACAGACGGGUACAAAGAACGGUAACGAACGGAUCAACAACAAGUAGCAGCUUAUCGCGAACGACAAACAGUCUCAAAAAGUUGUUUACACACCGCAGUAGUUUCGAUAAGAGUGAAACAGAUGGACAGAAGGAAAGCAAAGACGCUGCGAAGCAUAAUUUCUUCGGUAUAUUCACGAGUAAGAGAUUUAUAAGGCAGCAGUCGGCUCCGGUGUGCGAGUCCAAGCCGAAGAUAAACAGAAUGCGCAGCGAAGGUAAUAUGACGGAAGUGGAGAAUAUAUUGCCGUCAGAUAGGCCUGGAGAUAGAGACGCUCCGAGAUUUAUGGGUCAUUCCAAUGUAAAUACUAAAAAUAGAUUGGAUAUUGAGCUGGAUGGUAAUCGUGAUCACGGAUCGCUGAGGCGGGCCGUCCUAAUAAACAGCGCUAAGGCGAAGAGCCUUGAAGACAAUAAAAAGUUCGUUGUCUAUCAAAAGAUAAAGGUUGAUUGCGUCGUCGGCUUCAAGUCCAAGAGUGUGGAUUAUGACUUUCCAGAGAGUUUUGUAUGA